AAAAAAAAAAACAGCUUUGUACCUUAUUUACCAAUAAAUGUUGCAAAAUCGUUAAUAUUAAUGUUAUCAAAAAUACCUAAUUACAAUAUUAGUACCCAUAUAUAGAUAGACAGAUUAAUAGAUAGAUAAAAUAGCUUGAUAUAUAUAUAUAUAUAUAUAUAUAUAUUGAUUAGAUUUACCCAGAGUGAGAUAUUCUUGUUUUAAAUCUUAUGGUUACUGUUUUUUGCAAGCAUUAAUUUUCAUGUCAGCUGAGCGAUCACAAUGAUGCACAGACAAGCUUCUUUCCUCCAGCAUUCACGCUUAUUCCCCUAGUAUUUAUUGUUUUAUUUAUCUUGUGCUCAUCUGAAAUGCGUCACUUCUGCUCCUUGUACUAUUCUCUCUCUUCCUCUUCCCUCUGUAUGAAAUGUAAUGCUUUUAGGAUCGAUGAGCUGUAACUCUUUCUUUCUCCCCACAGGGGUGGACAGAUAUUUUCAUUUUCUCAUUGUGCAUCAUUGGAUUGCAUUGCUGUGUGUGUGUGUGUGUGUGUGUGCACAGAGACCCUCCUCCCAAUCAGAAUGGCCCUGCGCUCCCCCUCCCUUCUCUCACUCUCCUCUCCCUCCAUAUGUGCGAGGAAGAUGGUUGCAAGCAGCGUGGGCCUGUUUUUACUGUCGCACAUCCUGUCGUGAUCCGACCGGGAGGAAGCGGAGGAGAAGAAUCCCUCCAUUCAGAUCCUGUGGUGGGAGGAACAGGCCUGGAGUCAGCCAGAGCAGAGAGCUGUCUCCAGCAUGCAGCGUCACUCGUCUGAGGUGGCCCGUCUGUAUCAGACUGAGUUCAUCCGGAGCGCUCGGGCGGUGGGCAUGCUGUGGGCCGUCUGCACGCUCUGCUUUGCCAUUAUAGAGGUGGUCAUUCUCAUCCAGCCAUCAUGGGUGGGCACACGAGAGCUGCACUACCGAGGAGGGGGUCCGGCUCCUCCGACCGGGACACUGGGCCUCUUUGAGGUCUGCACGGAGAUGGAUUGGCCUGUCCCAGAAUGCCGAGGCUCUCUUCGCACCCUGACUCCACUCCCUGCCUUCCAGUCUCCCGCUGUGUUGGUGUGCAUGUCUCUCACUAUGGUGUGGGCCAGCGUGGGCUGUCUGUGUCUGUUCAGAUUCUGCAACGCAGCAACCGUCUAUAAGAUCUGUGCUUGGCUGCAGCUCACAGCAGGCUUCUGUCUGGCCCUGGCGUGUGUGUUGUUCCCAGACUCCUGGGCGUGUGCUGAGAUGCGGGCGCUUUGCGGGGACCGUGUGAGUAGUUUCUCCCCGGGGAACUGCUCUGUGCACUGGGCAUAUAUACUGGCCAUGUUGGGGGUGCUGGACUCCGGCAUACUGUCCACGCUGGCUUUUGUUUUGGGGAAUCGCCAAGAUGCCCUGCUGCCAGAAGAUGCCAAGGAUGGUGAUGUGACUGGCUUGUUACUGGCAGCAUAAAGCAGUGGUCAGAGGUUGUUGGUGGCUGUUUCAUCACGUCGUUUGUGAACUUCUCUCCUGACAAAUAAUGAUGAGAUAAAACAUGUGAAGAGAUGUUUCUCUUUUCCCCCUCAGCAUGAUGUCACCGUCCUGUGAAUUCUGCUUACAUAACCUGUCUGCAUAGAAACAGUCACCUGGCAACAGAGUCCUUUCUCCCCUGAUGGAGGAACAUUACUCUGAUCUUGUAAUGGCGGCUCUAAAUAGAGAAGAGCAAAGGCCAUUUUCUUUAGUGCAUUUCCAAGUGGAGGUAUAGUCGAGGUCUCUGUGAUCACAGAUCACAUGUGGUUUUCAGUUAAAUGAUAUUUAGAGGAUUGACUGUGAUGUUGGAUUCCAUGUUCUAGAUGUUUUUGUGCAUGAAUUUAAGUCUGAAUUUAAACUCAGCAUAAUAUUACUAUAAAUCUGUUUAGUUUAGUUUUUGGUCAGUAAAGUCUUAAUCGUUUAGAUUUAAUGAUUUGAUCAUCUUUAAGCUAAAGGUAGCUAAUAACUUUAAGUAAGCACAAAAUAAAAAUCUGCCUAUUUAUUUUCUUAUCCAAA
Messenger RNA from Carassius carassius (crucian carp), 2015 nucleotides. It is a transcript of the gene lhfpl4b, whose product is annotated as LHFPL tetraspan subfamily member 4b. Gene Ontology annotation, biological process: sensory perception of sound. Bases 765 to 1442 code for a protein of 225 amino acids. The transcript is spliced from 6 exons. Gene Ontology annotation, cellular component: plasma membrane. NCBI's taxonomy places the organism in Eukaryota, Metazoa, Chordata, Actinopteri, Cypriniformes, Cyprinidae. The record is from RefSeq and is a predicted model, not a curated record.